CCGGAAAGGAAAUAGUGGUGCGCAUUACCGCAAAAACAGUGGAUAGCAAGUGAUACCUUCAAAUAUAUCAUCUUCAUUUAGUGAGAGCACACUGGAGAAUAAUUUGAGGGAGUCUCUAUCAGCAGUUAGCCAUGCCUACUGUGGUCUUAAUGGACGUGUCUCUGUCCAUGACACGACCGGUGUCAGUGGAUGGCAGUGAAGAGUUUCAGAGAAAGAACCUGGCUGUCCACGGAUUAAACAUGUUGUUUGAACACAUGGCCUCAAACUAUCGCCUGGAGUUCACAUCACUGAUGGCCUUUUCUUCUCUCUGGGAGCUCUUGGUGCCUUUCACCAGAGACUACAAUGCAUUACAGGAGGCUCUGAGCAACCUAGAAGACUAUGACAAGACUUGCAUUGAAUCAGCUCUCCAGGGAGUUAGCAACGUGGUUCAGCAGGAGUGGGGCAGUGCCUGUCCCUGUCAGGUGGUGCUGGUCACUGAUGGAUCUCUUGGUAUUGGGAAGGGUUCCUUGCGUCACUCUCUUCAAACACUGAAGCAGCGUGGGGAUGACAAGAAAUUCCCACUCCCUUUUCCUUUCCCUACCAAACUUUUCAUCAUGUGCAUAGCCAAUGCGGAAGAGCUGCAGAUGACUGAUGCUAUGGAUAACUUAGAGGAGCUACUUCAUCUCAGCGGAGGGGAUGGGCAGAUCUUCACUAUGGAAGGGCCACUUUGCAUGAAGAGUGUACAGGCCAUGUUUGGGAGGCUGAUUGAUCAUGCAUACUCACCUUUUCAUGCAGUUCUCCACUGUGGGAACUUGUCCUCAGACGUUCAGGUUUUCCCUCGACCUGAGCCUGUCGUGAUGGAUGAAGAGGUGGAGCCCAUGCCGCGAACAGUUAAUACAGAUUUGGAAAUUGUGGGCUUCAUUGAAAUUGCUGACAUUUCCAGCCCCCCUGUUAUAUCCAGACACCUGGUUCUGCCUAUUGCUGUGAACAAAGAGGUUGAUGACGUUGGCACUGGAGCCACUGAUGAGCUUGAGGAGGAACCCUCUGCCAGUCAAAUGGCAGGAAAAAGUCCAAAUUUUUGUGUACUCUUACAUGGCAGUCUUAAAGUUGAGGGCAUGAUAGCACUGGUCCAGCUGGGGCCAGAAUGGUUUGGCAUGCUCUACUCCCAAGCAGACAGCAAGAAGAAGUCAAACCUGAUGAUGUCCCUGUUUGAGCCUGGUCCUGAUCCUCUACCUUGGCUAGGCAAGAUCUCACAUUUAGGACCAAUAUCAGAGGCUGCUGAAAAUCCUUACGGAGAGGAUGACAGUAAAAGCCCCUUCCCUGUGCAGCCCCAGGUCAAACGAAGCUAUGCACAGAACGUCACUGUGUGGAUUAAAGCCAGUGGACUACAGACUGAUGUGCAGAAGAUCCUGAGAAAUGCAAGGAAACUGCCGGAUAAAACUCAGACCUUCUAUAAGGAGCUGAAUCGUCUUCGGAAAGCUGCCCUGGCUUUCGGUUUCUGGGAGCUCCUGAAAGGAGUGGCUGAUCUGCUGGAGCGAGAGUGCACCCUACUGCCAGACUCUGCCCAUCCAGAUGCUGCUUUCCAGCUCACACAUGCUGCACAGCAGCUAAAAUUAGCCAGCACAGGUGACUCCCAGUAUGCAGCAUUCGAUCACAACAUUGUUCCCAUGCACACCGACUUCUCAAGCUGAGCAAUUGGUGGAAAUGAAGUAAAUAAAAUAUGACAGCCUCAGCCUGUGUGGACCAAUGUGGAAAUGGCCCCUGUUUGUGGUAAAUGGUGGUCCAUGAACUCGUGAAAGCUGCUGCUUCAAGGACCUGUAUGUUGAACCAAAAUAUCAUCAUUUACUCUCCUUUUGACACAGCUGAAAAACGUCUUCAUAGGUUUGUAAAAAUGUUAAUGUGUACAGAUUUUAUACGUUUCUUUGUAGGUUCUUUUCACAAAUGACCAGAUUAAAAUGUCAUUUUUAUUCAGUUUCA
Cheilinus undulatus (humphead wrasse) is the source of this 1956-nucleotide messenger RNA. RefSeq names its product integrator complex subunit 14 (gene ints14). Bases 132 to 1670 code for a protein of 512 amino acids. Gene Ontology annotation, cellular component: integrator complex. NCBI's taxonomy places the organism in Eukaryota, Metazoa, Chordata, Actinopteri, Labriformes, Labridae. Gene Ontology annotation, biological process: snRNA 3'-end processing. The transcript is spliced from 12 exons. The record is from RefSeq and is a predicted model, not a curated record.